AUGGCGCGGAUAAUUCUGACAUUUGCUUUUUUAAUAUCCGUCACUGCAAAGGGGGAUGAUCAAAACGGUUUAAUAACGGCGUUAGAAGAUAAAUUAGAAAAUAAAUUAGUUUUUUAUGCUAAUAAUUUUGCAAAGUGGUUGGAAAAUGUUAACGAUAGGCAUUUGGGCCAAAGUGAGUUAGGGAAGAUGCUCGAUUAUAAUGGAAUUAAGCCGAAGUUUAAUAAUAUUGGAAGUGAAUCCCGGGGUAUGAAGAAAAUGGCGAUGGUGCUGCUGCCCAUAAUAUUCCACGUGGGCGCCACGUCCACUUGGCUCAUACUGACUGCCCUGAUGGCUGCUAAAUCUGUCGCCAUUGGCAUCAUACUCCUGGUCUUCAAGAUCGCCGUCAGUUCCGCUAAGGUCGCAGCAUUCUUCACGGCGUGGAAGCACAAAAACCAAAAUCAAGAGCAUUCGUGGUCACCACAUUACGAACAUGGUCACUACCGCAGCAUACAUGAUGCUGGUACACACAGCGACUCACCAUACCUCUCCUACAACCCUGGCUGGAACACAGAACAAAAGACUUUAUCGACAAGUUUUAUUCCCGAACCGUAUCACGAAAUUGAUUUGAAACACAGCAUUGAUAAGAAAUCAUAGUGUUCUACUUUUCUAUUUUUAAUUUAUAGUCGACAGACCAAGCACCUGAUUUUAAGUGACAAACCAUUGCUUAUAAAAAGGGCAACACUUGGCAGGGCAUGUCCCACGCAACACGGCCUACAGAGUGCCGUCCUUUGCCCAUCAACCUGGAGCGUUAUUAAGCCUCAUAUGCCUAUAAAUACAUCGGAAACCACGCCUUUCAAACCGAAAAAGCAAAUCUACACAACUAUUUAUGUGUAAAAACAGGAUAACAUGCUCGGGACCCUACGGACCCUUUGAAAUUAAAACCAUAGAUUCUCUUCUUCUUUAAAUGCCUCACCAUUAGUGAAGGUAAGCAGAAACUUUUUUAAACCACUCUUUGUCCAUGGCUAAACUGAAUAUUUCUCCGACUAUAAAUAUUGUAGAAGUAUUAAUAUACUUCUGAAAAGAGGAUAUGCUUUGACAAAUUUAGAAAGUCAAUUUUGACAACUCACUCACACCCAUGAAGUUUUUUGUUUUUUUUUUCUUUAUUCUUUCUCCCUCUG
Pararge aegeria (speckled wood butterfly) is the source of this 1157-nucleotide messenger RNA. RefSeq lists its product as uncharacterized. The record is from RefSeq and is a predicted model, not a curated record. NCBI's taxonomy places the organism in Eukaryota, Metazoa, Arthropoda, Insecta, Lepidoptera, Nymphalidae. The coding region runs from base 1 to 633 and encodes 210 amino acids. The transcript is spliced from 5 exons.